Molecule: messenger RNA, 1272 nt
Organism: Salmo salar (Atlantic salmon)
Lineage: Eukaryota; Metazoa; Chordata; Actinopteri; Salmoniformes; Salmonidae
Product: heat shock protein, alpha-crystallin-related, 1
Biological process (GO): response to heat; negative regulation of apoptotic process; protein refolding
Cellular component (GO): cytoplasm; nucleus
Source: RefSeq, marked provisional
AGGUGAAAACCAAGAGAGGAAACCGUUUUUUCCCUCCUAGUACCACUCUCAGGCCAUUCCGAAGUCAUGGCUGACCACAACAAGGUAUUACCGCGUCCUCUUUUCCGCCGAGAUGUAAACUGGGAUCCUUUCCGUGAGUGGACACAGCCUAGCCGCAUGAUCAUGGAGCAGGACUUUGGCCUCCCUCCUUUCCUGGAUCCAGGCGAUGUGAGCUGGAUAGACUGGGCUAGGAGGAGACUGGCAUCAUCAUCCUGGCCAGGGUACACACGCCAUCCCCUCUUCACCCCCGGCACUGCUCCCCCUGCCGCAGUGGCACCCCAGACCUCAGCCAGACUUCAGAGACAACUGUCUGGAGGAGUGUCAGAGAUCAGGACAGGACAGGACAGCUGGAGGAUCACACUGGAUGUCAAUCACUUCUCACCAGAGGAGAUAUCAAUCAAAACCAAGGGGGGCUUCCUGGAGAUUACAGGUCAACAUGAAGAAAGGGAGGAUGAACAUGGAUCAGUCUCAAGGUGCUUUACAAGAAAGUACAAGCUGCCCCCUGGUGUGGACUUGCAGCACGUCAGCUCAUCUCUGUCUGGGGAAGGGGUUCUCUUGGUAGAAGCACCCCUCCCAGGCUCAACCAGCACCAUCCUCCCCAGUGACAUGGUCAUCCCCAUUCAGAUCAAGCACGAGUGUGAGGGGAAAGAGUGAUUCCAGUGAUUCAUUACAAUUAGACGUAAAGCUUGGGGUAGAGCUUUAAAGCUGAUGUCGGCGUUGACACCUUUUGACAACAAUUUUUUGAAUUAAGCCUUGGUCAUUUAAGAUGUCAAACAUAGUGGCUUCUAUUGCUAUUGAAACACCAUCACUUUAUUUACUCUCACUGUAACUACAUGUGUGGCAUGUUUUUCUAUCAUUUCCCGCAAAGACUAGCAAAACCAAGAUAAACUGAAAAAUCAAGACUGUUGAAGUGUACUUUCUCAUUUGUAAACUGAUAGAUUAUCUGGGAGUCAACAUGACUAUGCCUAAUAAUGCUGGAUUAGUUCUGCAGAGCAUAUGUUUCAACGUGAUCUAUUUCUAUGAAUUGAAUCUCCUUUGAACCAAAGCAAUAAACAAUCCAUGGCAAAAUGACACAUAUUGAGGAGGGCUGGGGGCUCUUAUGUAUGCGGUGUCUGUCUUUGUAUUAGAACUGCUGCCUGUGAUACUUACUCUAAACUAGACCUGGAAGUAGUAGAACGUUUUAAAUGAGUCAAACCAAAAGAACUACUGUGUAAAUACAGUAUAAAGUGAAGU